CCGAAGCCUCUCAACCAUGCAGAUCUUCGUGAAAACCCUAACGGGUAAGACCAUCACUCUCGAAGUCGAGAGCUCCGAUACCAUCGACAAUGUCAAGGCAAAGAUCCAGGACAAGGAAGGAAUCCCUCCGGACCAGCAGCGUUUGAUUUUCGCCGGAAAGCAGCUUGAGGACGGCCGAACACUAGCCGACUACAACAUUCAGAAGGAAUCCACGCUCCACCUUGUGCUCCGUCUCAGAGGAGGUGCCAAGAAGCGUAAGAAGAAGACCUACACCAAGCCCAAGAAGAUCAAGCACAAGCACAAGAAGGUGAAGCUCGCCGUCCUUCAGUUCUACAAGGUCGAUGACUCUGGAAAGGUGCAGAGGCUUAGGAAGGAGUGCCCUAACGCUGAGUGCGGCGCUGGAACUUUCAUGGCCAAUCACUUUGACCGCCACUACUGCGGUAAAUGUGGUUUGACCUACGUUUACAACAAAGCUGGUGGUGAUUAGGUUUAAUCUGUUGUUUUUUUUUUCCCAUCAUGUUUUCGUUUUAUCUAAAUGUUUGAUGUCGUUGAAUUUAUCUAGAAUUGCUACUCCUGUUUGUGGAGUUUAGUUCUUGACAUGGAUUUUGUUUUCUUAAUGUCGAUUUAUUAUCGUUUUUAUUGAGACCCA
This is a messenger RNA of Cucumis sativus (cucumber), 649 nucleotides long. Its product is annotated as ubiquitin-40S ribosomal protein S27a-like. Gene Ontology annotation, molecular function: structural constituent of ribosome; ubiquitin protein ligase binding; protein tag activity. Bases 17 to 487 code for a protein of 156 amino acids. Gene Ontology annotation, biological process: modification-dependent protein catabolic process; translation; protein ubiquitination. The transcript has a single exon. The record is from RefSeq and is marked provisional. Gene Ontology annotation, cellular component: ribosome; nucleus; cytoplasm. Lineage: Eukaryota; Viridiplantae; Streptophyta; Magnoliopsida; Cucurbitales; Cucurbitaceae.